Molecule: messenger RNA, 1151 nt
Organism: Gigantopelta aegis
Lineage: Eukaryota; Metazoa; Mollusca; Gastropoda; Neomphalida; Peltospiridae
Product: receptor tyrosine-protein kinase erbB-3-like
Exons: 6
Coding region: 99-959 (286 amino acids)
Source: RefSeq, a predicted model, not a curated record
AUUUAUGAACUGUUGAUAGCUUUAAACAAGUUGAACGACAACAGGGUGAAACGCCAAUAAUUAAUCGGCUGUUCUGUUUCAAUCUUUAUAACGAGACGAUGAGAAAUUUAAUUCUUUUCACGUGGAUAGGUUUUGUGUCGCCAUUUCAAAUCAUUGACGUGGGUUUGCAGCAAGAGAAAGAAUGCGGAGGAAUGGGUUUUGUUCAACUUGGAUUCAGCGGAACUCCACAGGAGUGGUUUGCCGCACUGGCGAACGAAUACAGAGAUUGCACGUACGUUAAUGGGAAUCUAGUCCUCACCUGGAUGACCGUUCCAGGCUUGACCUAUGACCUCAGUUUUCUGCAUAGCAUCAAGUACGUGAAGGGUUACGUCAUCAUAGCCGUGAAUGACUACCCCAAGGUGAUAUCGCUGCCGAAUCUGGAGGUGAUUCGCGGGAACUCAACGUUUGAGCACAACAGCAUGCGGUUGAGUUUGUUCGUCGGACUCAACGCUAUGACAGAACUUCAGCUUCCGAAACUGAGAGAGAUCUCUAAUGGCGGAGUGAGGUUCGUGAAUAACCGGAACCUGUGUCACAUGCACGAUAUCGACUGGAACAGUCUGAUGGCGGGAAGACUGACGCAUCACCCCGCCGAUCUCAGCUUUGACCAAAUACAGUCGGAAAAUUGUGGGCCAUGUUCGGCAGUUUGUGAACAGUCUGACGGAAACAGACGAUGUUGGAGUUACGAUCAGUGCCAAAUACUAAACUUGUCACACACGUGCAUAGACAGGUGUCCGCGGCGCUGUUACGCCGAACAUUUCGCCGGCUGUUGUAACCCGGAGUGUGCGGAAGGUUGUUUUGGCCCAAGUGAUACUGACUGCUACGCUUGUAAAAACUACCGGUUACACGGCAGCUGCGUUAGCCACUGUCCGGACGAGAAUCCCAGGACCUAUCCCGAGGGUCAAGAAUGUAUCGUCUUCUAAUAAUCGGUCAUCUUUCAAUUUACCAACGAUUCUUACUAAACACAGGUCAACUUGUUGACGCCUGGAAUUUAGACUUCUGAGAAAGGCUGAGGGAGAGAGGAGAUAAAAAAACCCCCACAAAAACCCCAUAGAGACAGAAACAACCGGGGUGGAGGGGGAGAGAGAGAGAGAGAGAGAGAGAGAGAGAGAGAG